This is a messenger RNA of Fukomys damarensis (Damara mole-rat), 963 nucleotides long. RefSeq names its product developmental pluripotency associated 2 (gene Dppa2). Gene Ontology annotation, cellular component: nucleus. Gene Ontology annotation, molecular function: chromatin binding. The transcript is spliced from 7 exons. The coding region runs from base 1 to 963 and encodes 320 amino acids. Gene Ontology annotation, biological process: system development. The record is from RefSeq and is a predicted model, not a curated record. Lineage: Eukaryota; Metazoa; Chordata; Mammalia; Rodentia; Bathyergidae.
AUGUCAGAUCCAAGUAACAUUGUCAGCCAGAAGAAUCUCUUUGACGGGGAAAUAGAUGAGGAGGAAAAUGUGAUUUUAACCCUGGUCCCAGUUACAGAGGAAUUCGAACAAGGAUUCAAUGAGGAAUCAAGUGUUUCUUCAACUGCAGAUUUCCAAGGUGCGGGCAUCGUACCUAUGAGUUCUAGGAACAGCGAUGCAGUUCACCUUCUGCAAAUGAAUGAAGAGUUCAAAGCUCGCCCAAAACUUAGGUAUAAAGCACCAGCACCUCCCUUGCCAACCACGUUGCCCCCGGUGAACGAGGUGACCCGGGACACCUUGCGUAGCUGGUGCCAGCAGUUUAACCUGAGCACCGACGGCCAGAAAAUAGAGGUCUACCUGAGGCUCCAGAGGCACGUGUACCCCCAGCAGCAAUGUGACAUCAUCCCUGGAACACUAGAAGACUCCAAACUACAGCUAAAUUUCAGGAAACACAAGGUGGCAACCGGGAGGAAAAGGCAUGUGAACCCUUUGUAUAAGCUCAAGAAAGGCGAGACCAACGUAGUGGAAGUGGUGACUUCAGCUCAGAACUCCAUGUUGGCAUCCUGGGCCAGAAUAGCAGCCAGAGCCACACAGCCCAAGGCUGCGACCUCCUGUCCCAUUCCUAGUCCUGUGGAGGCCUUCUUGCCGCAAGCCCCUGGUUGUCGGUGGUGCGUGGUCCACGGCCAGCUUCGCUCUGCAAAUGUGGAGGGCUGGGUGCGCCUGCAGUUCCAAGGGGGCCACUCCUGGGUCCCCAACACUUCCAGGGGGAUGGCCUUCCUUUUCCUGUUACCUGCCUGCAUCUUCCCGUCCCCAGGAAUGGAAGAUAACAUGUUAUGUCCUGAAUGUGUUCAAAGGAAUAAGACGAUGACAAAAUUAAUUAUGGAAGAGAAAGUGAAACAUCCUGUAGAAGACCAGAAUACGUCACCCCAAAACAUGCCGCCUUAA